Molecule: messenger RNA, 1226 nt
Organism: Striga asiatica
Lineage: Eukaryota; Viridiplantae; Streptophyta; Magnoliopsida; Lamiales; Orobanchaceae
Source: the annotation of a GenBank genome assembly
AUGCAUUUGAGCAAGGACAGCGGUGGCAUGAAUAGCAGACGCAGUGAAUCGACGGAAGAGAAGGAUGAGAAAGAAUGGGUUUUGCGGUCGAGAACAAGGAUUGAAACGCAGGCGCCGUUAUGUACGGUCGGUGGGAUUUGUGGAAGUGAACAGCCCAACAGGAGCAACGACGUGCUGAGCGUAACAUUUUUCUGUUGGAUUUUUCACUCUCGUCAAUAUUAUCGGGUCGGAAUUGGUUGUAGCUCGAAAAUGCUCGAACCUGUGCUUGUUGAGACCUUGAGGGAUGUCAGAGCUGCAUCGUCGUCGUCUCAUUUCGCUCUCACUCCAGAGGCAAACACCGUCUCAUCUUACAAGAGAGAAGAUAUGGCAACAGAAGAGGUGGUGGCCCCCGUCGCAACCGAGGUGGAAAAGGCCCAGUGCGGCAUUAUGCUGUUCAACCGGUGGCCCUACGAUGAAGUUCAGGUUAGUGACAUUUCUGUGGAAGAUUACAUAACUGCAACUGCAGCUAAGCAUCCAACAUAUAUGCCCCACACUGCUGGAAGGUACCAAGCAAAGCGAUUCCGGAAAGCUCAAUGCCCGAUAGUUGAGAGGCUGACCAACUCUCUCAUGAUGCACGGACGCAAUAAUGGGAAGAAGCUCAAGGCUGUUAGGAUUGUGAAGCAUGCUAUGGAGAUCAUCCAUCUGUUGACCGAUAUGAACCCCAUUCAAGUCAUUGUUGAUGCUGUUAUCAACAGUGGGCCAAGGGAGGAUGCAACCCGUAUUGGGUCAGCUGGAGUUGUGAGGAGGCAAGCCGUUGAUAUCUCUCCGCUUCGCCGUGUGAAUCAGGCUAUUUACCUGCUCACGACAGGUGCACGUGAGAGUGCUUUCAGAAACAUUAAAACCAUUGCUGAGUGUCUUGCUGAUGAGCUUAUCAAUGCCGCCAAAGGAUCUUCCAACAGUUAUGCUAUUAAGAAGAAGGAUGAGAUUGAGAGGGUUGCCAAGGCCAAUCGUUGAGAGUGGAAAAUUUCCCCCAAGUUGCCAGAAAAAUGUUGUUUUUGUGCCUGGAUGUUAUGUUUCAUUUUGAUUAAGGGAGCAUGAGAAUUUCUUGGUUGAUGUUAUCCACUAUGGAUGGGCAUAAAAUGUAUUUGUUGCAGAACCUGAAGAUUUUGAUUGUUUGAAUUUUGUGCUGCUUGUUGAGAAAUGAAAACUUGGAUUUGUGCCCUUAUUGCUGCCCAUUUCUUUUAGGU